Molecule: messenger RNA, 912 nt
Organism: Rotaria socialis
Lineage: Eukaryota; Metazoa; Rotifera; Eurotatoria; Philodinida; Philodinidae
Source: the annotation of a GenBank genome assembly
AUGCUCAAUAUUUUAGCCAAUGAACGAUGGGUACAGAGUGGCGUCACUAUUGCUGGAGGAAACGGAAAAGGUGCUGACACUAAUCAACUCAACCGGCCUUAUGGUUUCUGCAUUGAUGAAGAUCAAACAGUGGCCAUAGCUGACUGCGACAGUCAUCGUAUCGUUCAAUGGAAGAAAGGUGAGGCGAAUGGACAAAUUGUUGCUGGUGGUAAUCGCGCUGGAAAUCGAUUGGAUCAAUUGCAUUGUCCAACUGAUGUAUUGAUCGAUAAAGAGACAGAUAGUUUCAUUAUUUGUGAUCGAGAGAAUCGACGAGUCGCACGAUGGCUUCGUAAGACUGACACAACUGAAGGAGAAAUUCUUCUGGACGACAUCGACUGUUAUGGAUUAGCCAAAGAUGAUCAGAGAUACCUCUAUGUUGCUGACUACAAAAAGCAUGAGGUAAGACGAUAUCGAGCAGGAGACAAGAAUGGAACUCUCGUGGCAGGUGGCCAUGGGAGAGGUGCUGGCCUACAUCAACUCAACAUGCCGAGAUAUCUCUUUGUCGAUCGACAACAGACUGUCUACGUGUCCGAAAGCGACACUCAUCGUGUAAUGAAAUGGAAGCAAGGUGCAAAAGCAGGCAUUGUCGUCGCUGGAGGUCAAGGUGAAGGAAAUGCUCUAACGCAAUUGGCGUCUCCUCGAGGAAUCUUCGUCGAUGCGUUGAGCACUCUCUAUGUCGCAGAUUCAAAAAAUGAUCGGGUAGUACGUUGGUCUCAACGAGCACACCAAGGCACUGUGAUCGUGGGUGGAAAUGGACGAGGAACAGGACAAAAUCAGUUCAACUGGCUCAUGGGUUUGUCCUUCGAUCGACAUGGUAAUCUCUAUGUCGUUGAUCAUAACAAUCAUCGUGUUCAACAAUUUUCUCUCGAAUAG